This is a messenger RNA of Camelus dromedarius (Arabian camel), 881 nucleotides long. It is a transcript of the gene TNNI1, whose product is annotated as troponin I1, slow skeletal type. Gene Ontology annotation, cellular component: troponin complex. NCBI's taxonomy places the organism in Eukaryota, Metazoa, Chordata, Mammalia, Artiodactyla, Camelidae. The transcript is spliced from 6 exons. Gene Ontology annotation, biological process: skeletal muscle contraction; cardiac muscle contraction. Bases 48 to 548 code for a protein of 166 amino acids. The record is from RefSeq and is a predicted model, not a curated record.
GAAAACCCAAGAUCACCGCCUCCCGCAAACUCCUGCUGAAGAGCCUGAUGCUGGCCAAGGCCAAGGAGUGCUGGGAGCAGGAGCACGAGGAGCGGGAGGCCGAGAAGGCUCGCUACCUGGCUGAGCGCAUCCCUACACUGCAGACCCGCGGCCUGUCGCUCAGCGCCCUGCAGGACCUGUGUCGGGAACUGCAUGCCAAGGUGGAGGUGGUGGACGAGGAGAGAUAUGACAUUGAGGCCAAAUGUCUGCACAACACCAGGGAGAUCAAGGACCUGAAGCUCAAGGUGCUGGACCUGCGCGGGAAGUUCAAGCGUCCGCCGCUGCGGCGGGUCCGCGUCUCGGCCGACGCCAUGCUGCGCGCCCUGCUGGGCUCCAAGCACAAAGUGUCCAUGGACCUGCGCGCCAACCUCAAGUCUGUGAAGAAAGAGGACACAGAGAAGGAGCGGCCUGUGGAGGUGGGUGACUGGAGGAAGAACGUGGAGGCCAUGUCCGGGAUGGAAGGCCGGAAGAAGAUGUUCGAUGCGGCCAAGUCCCCAACCACCCAGUAGAGGCAGCUGGUCGAGCUGUGCCCUGGGCUCCCUUCUCACUUCUUCCUCCGGCUUGGCUCACCUACCCAGCCUGCGUCCCGCCCGCACUUCGGAGCAUCCCACCCUGUUCCCUCGCCUCCCCUCCAGCCUGAGCGCCCUCCUGCGGGACUGGGGCUAGCAGACGCACGGGAGGGGGACAGCAGCGUCUGAAGACCUCACCUGGCCGGUGGGCUCCCUGGGGCUCCCGGCCCGCCGUGGCGCAGCCAGUCUGAGAGGAGGCGCUGCACCCCUCGCGAUGCACGUCGCGUGCCCGCAGGCAUCACAGCCCCUCCAUUAAAAUCAGUGUCCUGGUCA